This is a messenger RNA of Rhopalosiphum padi (bird cherry-oat aphid), 1161 nucleotides long. RefSeq names its product general transcription factor II-I repeat domain-containing protein 2-like. The transcript is spliced from 3 exons. The record is from RefSeq and is a predicted model, not a curated record. NCBI's taxonomy places the organism in Eukaryota, Metazoa, Arthropoda, Insecta, Hemiptera, Aphididae. Bases 1 to 1161 code for a protein of 386 amino acids.
AUGCUUGCUGUUGUUGACGAAAUCUGCCCAGAUAAAAAAAAAGACUUUGAGGACAUUAGCCUUUCUGCUCGGACUUGUGUAAGAAGAACUGAAGAAUUAGGAAAUAAUUUAAUGCAGCAACUUAAAGAAAAAAUUAAUUCGUUCAAUUUUUUUUCACUCGCGAUGGAUGAAAGUACAGAUGUAUGUGACACAGCUCAACUUUUAAUUUUUAUUCGAGGGAUUGAUGAUGAUUUUAAUGUUUACGAAGAACUUGCCGAUCUUUGUAGCUUAAAAGGGACUACCACAGGAGAAGAUCUGUUCAAAAGUAUUGAUAAAUCACUAAACAAUUUAGGAUUUGAGUGGAAAAAAUUAGUUAGUGUAACAACAGAUGGUGGGAAAAACAUGAGUGGUUCCAAUAAAGGUGUGGUAGGAAGAAUAAAGAAAAAAAUGUUACAAAACGAUUAUGAAAUCCCUAUGAAUUUCCACUGUAUAAUUCACCAAGAAGCAUUGUGUUGUAAAGUUUUUGCGUGUCAAGAAGUUAUGAGUGUUGUUAUUUCCUCAAUAAAUUUUAUUCGAAAAAAUGAAGUCAGAUGGUUGAGUAGAGGUGCGGCACUUAAACGAUUUUUUGAUCUACGAUUGGAAAUAGAAAUGUUUAUGAAUGAAAAAAAUAAAAUCGUUUCUGAACUAUCAGAUGAAUCAUGGAUUCUCGAAUUAGCAUUUUUAACAGAUAUAACAACAUUUUUGAAUGAAUUGAAUAUAAAAUUACAAGGCAAAGGAAAAUUACUCUCAGAUAUGUACACUGAUAUUAAAUCAUUUCAAAAUUCUUUUCAAGUGGACAUAAAUAAUGUCAAGAAUAAUUUACAAAUGGAAGUCAUUAAACUUCAAAAUGACGAGGUUCUAAAAAAUUCUUUUCGGGAAGCAACUAGUUUGCCUCAAUUUUAUAGUUGUCUUCCAAUAUCUACCUUCCCUGGAAUCAGACAAUUUGCACAAAAACUUAUAGCGGCGUUUGCAAGUACAUAUAUAUGUGAGCAGACAUUUUCCAUUGUGAAGUACAGAAAAAGUAAGCACUCUUCGCGCCUUAGUGAUGAACAUUUACGAGCUGUAUUACGAGUUUCAACAACAAAUCUGCAAGCUGAUAUCGAAAAUUUAACUAAUAAACUGCAGGCACAGAAAUCGCAUUAA